Messenger RNA from Diachasma alloeum, 1377 nucleotides. It is a transcript of the gene Syx17, whose product is annotated as syntaxin-17. NCBI's taxonomy places the organism in Eukaryota, Metazoa, Arthropoda, Insecta, Hymenoptera, Braconidae. Gene Ontology annotation, molecular function: SNAP receptor activity; SNARE binding. The transcript is spliced from 5 exons. Gene Ontology annotation, biological process: intracellular protein transport; exocytosis; vesicle fusion. The record is from RefSeq and is a predicted model, not a curated record. Bases 254 to 1150 code for a protein of 298 amino acids. Gene Ontology annotation, cellular component: endomembrane system; autophagosome membrane; plasma membrane.
AAAUCCAUCGUCACGAUAGGAAUAACAUCAACAACGCGUAAUUGACAAUUCUCCAAUAUUGUGUUAUGAAGAAAUCUCGUUCCAUUCAACGACACACAUAACAAAUGUAAGAACCUACCAUGUAUUGCGCUACAAAACCUCGAAGUAAUCAAUAAAGAGGGUGAAACGUAUUCAGCAAGGCAUUGCUCAAUAAUAAAAAGAUAAAGGUGUAUCACAAUAGCCAAUGAUAGGUUUAUAAAUAAAUUUCAUCACAAUGUCGAGUGAGAGUAUUUCGAUGAAGCAACCAAUUCGAAGACUGGAAAUACCUAUAAGUAAAUUCAACGAUGUGGCGAUACCACAUCACCUGGAUCUUCUGCGAAGACACAAAGAUAAUCUCAAAAAAUAUGAGAGACUUCGCGAUUGGGAUAAAGUACAAAAGGAACAAGUUAAUGCAUCGAGAUUAGUUAAACAAUUGGAGCAACUAUUGUACGAAAUGGAUACACUGAGGAGCCAAGUGGAAGACGGUGACAUUGAUAAGUUCGAUAAACUUACAGCCAAGGCCAGGGCAAGCACGAUCAACGCUAUUCAAGAGUACCUAGAUAUGAAAUUUGAACCUCCUCCAAAAACUCCCCCACAUGAAAAUGAUCCAGAGAGUCCGGAACUUCAUCAUGGCGAGCGUUUCCUCCAGCUCCAGACUGAGGCAGAAGACCUAAAGAGACAGGAAGCCUGUCUUCAUGCGUGGAAUUCCUUGCAGGGUGAAUUGCACCAACUACACCAGUUGUUCGUAGAUUUCAAUAAAUUAAUUCACGAUCAACGUGAGCAUAUCGACACCAUAGAAGAUAAUAUUGUUGAGACUGAGGAGAACGUCAAGGGUGGAACGAAAUUCCUCCAAAAAGCUGCUAAAUUGAAAGUUGCCACUUACCCCAUUGCUGGAGCAUUGCUGGGCACGUGUAUAGGUGGACCCGUUGGUUUAAUUGCUGGGUUAAAGCUCGGUGGUCUUACUGCUAUUGGUUGUGGACUUUUAGGAUUCACAGGAGCCACGAUUAUGAAGAAAAAGCACUUGGAGAAUCUCAAUAAAACAGCAGACACCACUGAACUAAAACCCACGGGAUCACAGAAAGGCCUCACCCCUUUGCAGGAUAACUCCAAGCAAAUGAAAAAAGAUUUGUGACAUUUGAGGAAACCUCAGCCGCACAACUUGAAAUCAUGUGGAAUCCUCUAGCCUUCUUUAAAAAUUGUUCAUCUACUUUCAUUGUUUUCAAUCGAUGAACAAUCCAGAGUGUACACACAAGCCUGGAACUAUCGACAUCUCUGUGAUUAAUUAUAUGAUAUUUUACUACGGAUUGUAUACAACGAACUUGAAACGCUUAACUUAAAAAAUUAAAAAAUUAAUAUGAA